AUGGAACCGUUAUCUGGAGACAGCAGUGGCACUGCUGCUGCUGCUGCUGUUGCCAGGUGGCUCAAGUCAAUCGACCCACAUACAAUGGACGAGACGCAGAAGGACAAGGGAAGUGGAGAGAAAGCGGUGGAAGGAGGAUCACUAUUGGCUAAGGAGAAGUCGCAGACACAACAACAGCUCCAGCUCCAGCAACAGGAGGAGUCUCUUCAGUUGAGCGCUGGGUCUGCGGUGUUUGGCAGCAGUAACGCUGGCGACACGGGCAGGGGACACUCGGACAAGGAGAAGGAGAAGGAGAGGCAGCCUGCUACGGCACAGUCUACAGCAGCAGUACACAACAGACAAGGCCUGGCUGCGGGUUCUCCCUCGGGGCUGGCAGCUGCUGGUGCCUCCCCCGAACCUGCCACGGGGAACGGGAACGGGAGCGGGAGCAUGAGCAUGAGCAUGCCCACUACUGACGGAGGAGGAGGAGGAGGAGGAGGAGGAGGAGACACUACAACUGCUACAGCUACAACUACGUCUGCUACAUCUUAUACAUCUCCUACAACUCCAUCUCCCGGUACAACAACUACUGCUUCUACUGCAAUCCCUUCCUCCCACUGCGUGUCUUUCUCCUCCCUCUACUCCCUAGGCUCAACCAUCUACUCUGCCACCAGUGACCGCGUACCAGGCACAGGCACCUGCGCCUCAUCCCUCGCAGGUUCCAUAAAGGGCUGCAACAGCAACAGCAACAGCAACAGCAUGGACAAUCCCGAUGGUGCCAGGAGCAACCCCUCUUCAAACCCAAACCAACAAUGCAACAAUACCAAUAACAAUGCCAUUGAAUCAUCUCUCCCAUCAUCAUCACCAUCAACAGCAGCAGCAACAGCAACAGCAACAGCAACAGCAGCAGAUUCUACAUUUUCCACUAUCUCUACAUCGGGCCCGUUCCCCAAUCUCCGUGCCGAUUCAACUACAACUACGGCAGCAGCCACAGAUGGACGUUCCACUUCAAACUGGGUAGUCCGCCCGGCGAGAUCCUCCAGUCGAACGCCAAGGAGAUUUAGCGGGAGCACUGCGGCAAGCAGUGCGAGUGAAGCGGAACCCAAGGUACCUCUCAUCGGGAAAAUCGGCGUCUGCGCUUUGGAUGUCAAGGCUCGCAGCAAACCGAGCCAGAAUAUCCUUACCAGGUUGCAGUCAAAGGGGGACUUUGAGGUUAUCGUUUUCGGUGACAAGGUUAUCCUUGAUGAGGCUGUCGAAAAUUGGCCGGUGUGCGAUUUCUUAAUUGCCUUCUUCUCCGAUGGAUUCCCCUUAGACAAGGCCAUCGCGUAUGCCAAGCUGAGGAAACCCUUUUGUAUCAAUGACCUGCCAAUGCAAAAAGUGCUAUGGGAUAGACGCCUAUGUCUUCGUAUCCUGGACCAGAUGGGUAUCCCUACCCCGAAACGAUUCGAAGUCAACAGAGAUGGCGGUCCAAGAGUCGAGUCCAAAAAGCUUGCCCAACACAUUUACGAUCUUACUGGUGUAAAAUUGGAUGGACCCGAUGAUGGAACUGGAGGUGGCAGCCCGAAAACUCAGUCCGUGACCCUGUCGGAGGACGGAGAAACCCUCAUCGUCGACGGCAAGUCUUUCAGAAAACCAUUUAUCGAAAAGCCCGUCAAUGGGGAAGAUCAUAAUAUCCACAUCUAUUUCCCCAAUGAUGACCACUAUGGCGGUGGCGGUCGUCGACUCUUCCGGAAAAUUGGCAAUAAGAGUUCAGAAUACGAUCCGGAUCUCACCAUACCUAGAUCUAUUCUUGAAAAGGAUGGAAGUUACCUCUACGAGCAAUUCCUAAGAGUUGAUAAUGCUGAGGAUGUCAAAGCUUACACAGUAGGACCUGACUUUUGCCAUGCUGAAACUCGCAAGUCUCCUGUGGUUGAUGGCCUCGUCCGCCGCAACACACAUGGCAAGGAGAUAAGAUAUAUUACCAAACUCAGCAAGGAAGAAGCCACCAUAGCCACCAAGAUAUCUAACGGAUUUGGACAACGGAUUUGUGGCUUUGAUAUGCUUCGUGUUGGAGACAAAUCUUAUGUCAUCGACGUCAACGGGUGGAGCUUUGUUAAAGACAACAAUGACUAUUACGACAAAUGUGCCAAAAUCCUGCGUGAGAUGUUUAUCAACCACAGACUGCGAAGGGAAGGGAAGAAAAUUGACCAUCUACUUGUUGAAACUCACCCGAAUGGUGAACUGCCCACCGGACGCAAGAACAAUGGCGGUUCCCACAGACAAGCUCUCAAGUCCCUUCUCAAGUCACCCAGCAUGACGAGAAUGCAGAACCCAAUAUACAAUCAGAAGACACAUCCAACUGUCUCCAGGGAUUUGGCUUCCGCGACGACAUCCUUCCCAACUCCCAGUUCGGAUGCGAGUGUCUUGGCUUCCAACUUGAAGGGCGUACCUAUCAAGACUGACAGGCGUUGCACCGUUAACACGAGCGAUAGUGCCGGUUCAGCAGUGACUUCUUCGACAGAUACCGUUGUUGCUCCUCCUCCAGCAUCGAAACAUUCCUGGAAACUAAAGGGAAUGGUAGCUGUAAUCCGCCAUGCCGAUCGCACCCCAAAACAGAAAUUCAAGUUUACUUUCCAUACACAACCUUUCAUCGACCUGCUUAGGGGACAUCAGGAAGAAGUUGUCAUCAAAGGUGAGAUGGCGCUGCGCUGCGUUUCAGAUGCUGUCAUGAUUGCGAUGGAGCAGGGGAUUGAGGAUAUGGAGAAAUUGAAGCUUCUUCAGACGUCCCUGCAGCAUAAGGGGAAAUGGCCGGGGACUAAAGUUCAGAUCAAGCCGAUGUUUAGGCAGAGAUAUCCGGAUGAGAUGCGGGAUCGGCUUGCGGCUCCCUCUGGUAACCCGCUAAGUUCGGCUUCCGAAAACUCUAUGAGUUUCAAUGUAUCUAGAGAAGUAACUCGAGAGGGAGGUGCCGAAGCUGCUGGGGAAACGGAAGAUGAAAAUCAAGAGCCAUUUCUCUCUCGAUCGCAAACGUGGAGCAACUCCCUAUCGAGUCCUACCUUUUCGCGAUUUUCAGCGGUGGAGAAUGAUCUGAUUCUCGAUAAGCUUCAACUGGUGAUUAAAUGGGGUGGUGAACCGACACAUGCUGCGCGAUACCAGUCACAAGAUGUCGGGCUUAAUAUGCGCGAUGAUUUGAAGUUGAUGAAUAAAGAGGCACUGAAUGAUGUGAGCAUUUUCACAAGUUCAGAGAGGAGGGUUAGUACCAGUGCCCAAAUAUUCGCCUCCGCGUUCCUGGAUCAGAAGGAUGUGCCUGAGGAUUUCGUACAAGUUCGAAAGGAUUUGUUGGAUGAUUCCAAUGCUGCUAAGGAUGUUAUGGAUAAGGUGAAGAAGAAGCUUAAAUUGCUUUUGAGGGAGGGAAAUUCGGCGCCGCCGCAGUUUGCGUGGCCGAAGGAAAAUUUCCCGGAACCUUCGAUCGUCUUGUCGACUGUUGUUGAGCUGAUGAAGUUCCAUCGAACAGUUAUGAGGUAUAACUUCGCGCGACUGGAACGGGGUGAUGCUUCAGUUUCUCCAGCUACUACCACCACCAUCACCACCACCACCACCACUACGACGACGACGACUGCAAAUGCCAUUGAUAUUCAAGGAAAGACAGACCAGGACACACCGGCACCUACUCUCUCAUCCAUUCAGGGACGCUGGUGCGCGGGCGAAGAUCCGCAGCUGUUCAAGGAGAGAUGGGAGAAACUAUUUGCUGAGUUCUGCGAUACGGAGAAGGUUGACCCGGGGAAACUUUCGGAGUUGUAUGAUAGUAUGAAGUUCGAUGCAUUGCAUAAUCGGCCGUUUUUGGAGUGGGUCUUUUUGCCUCCGGAGAGUAUGCUGCAGACAGGUGAGGCUGGGAAGCAGAUGAGUUUGGGCACGGAUGCGAAGUCUCGGUCUGCUAGUUCGGAGAAGGGGGAGUUAGGUGCCGUAAGGGGACAGAGGUUGUCUCCGUCUGGGCAAGAAGGUGGAGGUGGAGGGGAGGUUUCUGCGGCGGAAAAGGAAAAAGAGAAAGCCGAGGAUAAGAACAACAAUACCUUCGUCCAGCGUCUGGGGCUUAAAAGGAGAUCUGUUGCUGACCUCUCUCUAAUGCAACCGAUGGGUCCACUGGAGGAUUCUUACGAUUCCUAUUUCAAACUUUACGGUGGUUCAAACCAGACGAAAGCCAAGUUAGACAAACGCCUCUCCAGACUCCGCCAACUCUACAAAUUCGCCAAGGUGCUCUUCGACUUCGUCACGCCGCAAGAAUACGGAAUAGACGACGACGAGAAGCUAGAAAUAGGCCUCUUAACCUCCCUCCCCCUCCUCCGAGAAAUAGUCAUGGACCUCGAAGAAGUCCAAGCAUCUCCAGACGCCAAAUCAUUUUUCUACUUCACGAAGGAAUCGCACAUCUAUACACUUCUCAACUGCAUCUUGGAGGGUGGUAUACAGACCAAGAUCGCCCGCCGCGCCAUUCCCGAACUAGACUAUCUGUCGCAGAUAUGCUUUGAGCUCUACGAGGCGUGGGACAGCGAGGCGGCGACGUUUUCGUAUUCGAUUCGUAUCUCGAUUAGUCCUGGUUGUCACACGUUUGAUCCGUUGGAUGUGCAGCUGGAUUCGCGGCAUGCGAUUGGGUGUGCGCCGCGGAGGAGUUUGACAGCGCAUCAGGAUUGGAAGGAGGUUAUUGAAACGUUGAAGGCGAAGUUUGACACGGUCAAAUUGCCCAAGUCGUUCAUUGCAGUGAAUCUCAGCGAUAAGCAUGCUGCGGCGAAGGUUGAUGAUGCAGUGAAGGCAGCGGCAGGGGAGGUGGUUCAGAAGUGA
This is a messenger RNA of Paracoccidioides lutzii Pb01, 4788 nucleotides long. Its product is annotated as cortical actin cytoskeleton protein asp1. Gene Ontology annotation, cellular component: cytosol. The coding region runs from base 1 to 4788 and encodes 1595 amino acids. Gene Ontology annotation, biological process: inositol phosphate biosynthetic process; inositol metabolic process. The transcript has 7 exons. Gene Ontology annotation, molecular function: 5-diphosphoinositol pentakisphosphate 1-kinase activity; diphosphoinositol pentakisphosphate kinase activity; inositol hexakisphosphate kinase activity. The record is from RefSeq and is a predicted model, not a curated record.